Molecule: messenger RNA, 1151 nt
Organism: Eucalyptus grandis
Lineage: Eukaryota; Viridiplantae; Streptophyta; Magnoliopsida; Myrtales; Myrtaceae
Product: bZIP transcription factor 53
Exons: 1
Coding region: 472-894 (140 amino acids)
Biological process (GO): positive regulation of DNA-templated transcription
Cellular component (GO): nucleus
Molecular function (GO): transcription cis-regulatory region binding; DNA-binding transcription factor activity
Source: RefSeq, a predicted model, not a curated record
GAAGGGAUGUCGAUAAGAAACUUAUCCUCUCCCUUUAAAUUCUUCCUCCAGGAGGCUCUUUCAACCCUCCACCACUCCGCCAUCCCCACCAUCUUCUCGAUCAGUUUCGAUUCAAACUCCUCCUGAAUUCUUGCCUUCCUUCUUGUUCGACGACCCUUCUCUGCACAAAUCUCAAAUCUUAUUAAGAUCUUUGAAGAUGGUCUUGUGACUAUCUUUCGAAUCAAGAUGUUUCUAUAGCUCUCUCCCUGCGUGUCAUGAGCUCAAUCACUGCUGUCUCUCUAAAUUUCCUGUCUCAUUCAGUCUCCGUUGUGUUGCUGUAUUGGUUCUACGUGUUUUCAUGAACCUGAUCUGUCCUAAAUAAGUUGCAUUCGUAUAUUUGUGUCUCGCCAUCCACCUGUUUGUCUUGGCUUUUCACUCGCUGUCGGAUCGAUUCAUUUGACCAAGAGCCCACGAAGUUAGCGAACCCGAAGGAUGAUGUCCCUAACACAAGGGAGCUCGGGGUCGGAUGCCGAUGUCCGGUACUUGGGGACGGACGAGAAGAAGAGGAAGCGGAUGCUGUCAAACCGGGAGUCGGCGAGGCGGUCGAGGAUGAGAAAGCAGAAGCACCUCGAGGACCUGACGAGGGAGAUGGGCGCGCUGGAGAGAGAGAACCGCGAGAUCAUCAAGGCGUACAAAGAGAAGGUGCACGGCCACCUUGGACUCCAGUCGGAGAAUGAAGCCCUGCUUGCAGAGAAGGCAGCACUGAUGAAUCACCUGAACGGCAUGGAAUCGAUGAUCGGAAGUUUCAACAAGAACGGGCCAUGCCAAAGGUUCAGUUCUGCGGUCCAAGAGCCGUGGCAGGUCCACAGCUCAUCGCAACAGAUCAUGGCUUCUGCUAGCAUGUCUAGGAUUUAGGUGACGUCUAAUUCUCAUGUUAAGGUGUCUGUAGCUGCCGCCCACCCCAGUACAAGUCAUUGUUAGGCUCACCUCUUCUGUCUGUCAUCGUUGCUCAUUCCUUCGUUGUUCUUGAUUGCGUGUGUGAAAGAUGGGAAGAUAUGUCCGUGCUGAUAUUUGACUGCAUCGGAGGCAGCAUGCUGCUUUGUUCUAUCUUUCAGCUAAACUACACGAUUCAUAGAUGCAAAUUGAUCUCAAAUCAUUACCAGUUUGAUUAU